CUGUCCUCUUGACCCGCCGGGAUGGUUUGGAGAAGCAUUUAAAAGAACUGCAAAAGUGGCCCAGAAACAGCAGUAAAGAAUUUACAAUAUACUUUCAUUUGGUAGUUGCUAGAGGCUUUUUUUUUUUCCUCCCCUUCUUUCCUCCUGAACUCCUCUUGCUUUUGAUAAUGGCCUUGGACUUGGACGGCGUAUCGAUUUCCCCCUGUAAGAUGCUGUCUCAUUUGGUUGGGGGGGGCUCUGCGUGGUAAUGGACGGUGAGCGAGGCCAGGCCUUCUGGAGGUGAGCCGAUGGAGAUUUAUUCCCCAGACAUGACCGAGGUAGCCGCCGAGAGGUCCUCCAGCCCCUCCACUCAGCUGAGUGCAGACCCAUCUCUUGACCGGCUUCCGGCAGCAGAAGACAUGCCAGAGACCCAGACUGAGGAUGGGAGAAGCCCGGCACUCGCGGGCCUGGCCGUUCCCUGCUGUGUCUGCCUGGAGACCGAGCGCCUGAGAGGCUGCCUCAACUCCGAGAAAAUCUGCAUUGUCCCCAUCUUGGCUUGCCUCGUCAGCCUCUGCCUCUGCAUCGCCGGCCUCAAGUGGGUAUUUGUGGACAAGAUAUUUGAGUAUGACUCUCCCACUCACCUUGACCCUGGGGGGUUAGGCCAGGACCCUAUUCUUUCUCUGGAUCCAUCUGCUGCCUCAGCCGUGUGGGUAUCAUCUGAGGCAUACACUUCACCUGUCUCUCGGGCUCAAUCUGAAACUGAGGUUCAAGUUACAGUGCAAGUUGACAAGGCCCUUGUGUCCUCUGAGCCUGCGGCGGUGCCAACCCCGAAGAACCGUGUUUUCGCCUUUUCUUUCCUGCCGUCCACUGCGCCACCCUUCCCUUCACCCACUCGGAACCCAGAGGUGAGAACGCCCAAGUCAGCAACUCAGCCACAAACAACAGAAACUAAUCUCCAAACUGCUCCUAAACUUUCCACAUCCACGUCUACAACGGGGACAAGCCAUCUUGUCAAGUGUGCGGAGAAGGAGAAAACUUUCUGUGUGAACGGAGGCGAGUGCUUCAUGGUGAAAGACCUUUCAAACCCCUCAAGAUACUUGUGCAAGUGCCCCAAUGAGUUUACUGGUGAUCGCUGCCAAAACUACGUAAUGGCCAGCUUCUACAAGCAUCUUGGGAUUGAAUUUAUGGAGGCGGAGGAGCUCUACCAGAAGCGAGUCCUGACCAUCACCGGCAUCUGCAUCGCCCUUCUUGUGGUCGGCAUCAUGUGUGUGGUGGCCUACUGCAAGACCAAGAAACAGCGGAAAAAGCUUCAUGACCGGCUUCGGCAGAGUCUUCGGUCCGAACGAAACAACAUGGUGAACAUGGCGAACGGGCCUCACCACCCGAACCCGCCCCCCGAGAACGUUCAGCUGGUGAAUCAAUACGUAUCUAAAAACGUCAUCUCUAGUGAGCACAUUGUUGAGAGAGAGGCGGAGACGUCUUUUUCCACCAGCCACUAUACUUCGACGGCUCAUCACUCCACCACGGUCACCCAGACUCCUAGUCACAGCUGGAGCAACGGCCACACUGAGAGCAUCCUUUCCGAAAGCCACUCUGUGAUCGUGAUGUCAUCCGUGGAAAACAGCAGGCACAGCAGCCCAGCCGGGGGCCCGAGAGGACGGCUCAAUGGCCUGGGAGGCCCUCGCGAGUGUAACAGCUUCCUCAGGCAUGCCAGAGAAACCCCUGACUCCUACCGAGACUCUCCUCAUAGUGAAAGGUAUGUGUCAGCAAUGACCACCCCGGCUCGUAUGUCACCUGUAGAUUUCCACACGCCAAGCUCCCCCAAAUCGCCCCCUUCGGAAAUGUCUCCGCCCGUGUCCAGCACGACGAUGUCCAUGCCCUCCAUGGCCAUCAGCCCCUUCGUGGAAGAGGAGAGACCCCUGCUUCUCGUGACGCCCCCCCGGCUGCGGGAGAAGGCUGACCACCCCCCUCAGCAGUUCAACUCCUUCCACUGCAACCCCGCGCAUGAGAGCAACAGCCUGCCUGCCAGCCCCCUGAGGAUAGUGGAGGAUGAGGAUUACGAAACCACCCAGGAGUACGAGCCGGCUCAGGAGCCCGCUAAGAAACUCACCAACAGCCGCCGGGCCAAAAGAACCAAGCCCGAUGGCCACGUGGCCAACAGGUUAGAAAUGGACAGCCACACAAGCGCUGAGAGCAGUGACUCAGAGAGCGAAACAGAAGAUGAAAGAGUGGGAGAAGAUACACCUUUCCUGGGCAUACAGAACCCCCUGGCCGCCAGCCUGGAGGCAGCCCCCGCCUUCCGCCUGGCUGACGGCAGGACUAACCCAGCGGGCCGCUUCUCCACGCAGGAAGAGUUACAGGCCAGGCUGUCUAGUGUAAUCGCUAACCAAGACCCUAUUGCUGUAUAAAACCGAAAUAAACACAUAGAUUCACCUGUAAAACUUUAUUUUAUAUAAUAAAGUAUUCCACCUUAAAUUAAA
Molecule: messenger RNA, 2459 nt
Organism: Camelus dromedarius (Arabian camel)
Lineage: Eukaryota; Metazoa; Chordata; Mammalia; Artiodactyla; Camelidae
Gene: NRG1
Product: neuregulin 1
Exons: 9
Coding region: 288-2387 (699 amino acids)
Biological process (GO): nervous system development; intracellular signal transduction; activation of transmembrane receptor protein tyrosine kinase activity
Molecular function (GO): chemorepellent activity; protein tyrosine kinase activator activity
Source: RefSeq, a predicted model, not a curated record